Saprolegnia parasitica CBS 223.65 is the source of this 1914-nucleotide messenger RNA. RefSeq lists its product as hypothetical. The transcript is spliced from 8 exons. Gene Ontology annotation, molecular function: protein binding. The record is from RefSeq and is a predicted model, not a curated record. Lineage: Eukaryota; Oomycota; Saprolegniomycetes; Saprolegniales; Saprolegniaceae. The coding region runs from base 1 to 1893 and encodes 630 amino acids.
AUGAAGUGCAUUGUGGUGCUCCUCGUCGCCGCGCUGGCCUUGCUCCAUGCGCAGUCGCUAUCGCAGGUGCCAUUCCGGACCGACGAAGCGUACUGGUCCUUUGGCGAUGGCCUCAACGACUGGGCGACGUCGUCGACGGCCGCGAUGGAGGCCGAGGUCGACGUCAACGGCGGGCUCUUGCACGGCGUGGCGCUUGGCGAGUCGCCCUACAUCGACUCGCCGCUGCUUGAGCUAGAGGUCGACGAUCGCCACUACCUCGUGCUGCGCAUGGCGUACGACGGUCUCUGCAGCUCUGGCCGCGUGCUCCUCGACCGCGGCCCGGGCGUAGGGACCUUUACGGACCGCAAGGCGCGAUUCGAACGACCGACGACCUAUGACUUUAGCAUUCUCAGCGACGGUGCACAGCACAUCUACUACAUUCCAAUCUACACGUUGGGCGACGAGACGAUUCGCCGCAUCCGCCUCUACCCGUGUGCGACGCGCGCGCAGCUCGGGCAGUCGUUCAGCAUCGACUGGAUCCAGAUCAUCAAAGCACCGACCAUCACCAAGGUGCGCGGCUGCAUCGACCAGUACUUUGCCACGAGCGCCCGGACGACGCCAGUGGCCAACGUGACGCUGCAGACAACCAAGACCAACGGUGUGCACCCUCGCUUUACAUCGCUCUUUGGUCACCUCUCGCUACCGUACGCGACAACGUACAACUGCAUGGCCAACGACACGAUCGUGAUCCAAGGCCGCCACUUUGGCGACACGGCCAUCGUGCACAUCAACGGCCAGCCGUGCCUCGGGCCAUCGACGAUUCACGCGCCGACGCUUGCAUCCGAUGCAUUCGAAGAAGAGGUGCUGCGUUGUACAUUGCCACCCAACGCGCUCGAUGGGCCCAACCCGGCGGUCGUGACCGUCAUCAACGAAGCAUUCCGCGGGCUUCGCAUCGACAUGCGCUUCGUCGCAUAUGCGCAGCCCGUGACGCUGACGCAAGCGCCGAUGCUCUCCAACGUGGCGGCCCACGCGAUGGACGUGACGUGGGCGCCGUCGAGCGACGUUUGGCAGAGCCUGGCGACGACCGGGUAUCGGGUGACGUGGACCGACGGCAGCUCCACCGCCUCCGUCGUCGUUGGGAACGUCACGACGACGACGAUUCGCCCGUUGGCCGCCAACGCCACGUACAACGUCACCGUGACAGCGCUUGUCGAGAACCAACGCACGGCUCCGUGGCAAGACGUGGAUCUGUAUGGACGCCGGGCCAUGGACAUCACCGCUGUCGUGGGCGGCCCGUCGCCGUUGGCCGGUCCGGCCGUGCGCACGCUUCUCCACGACAUUGGAUUUACGAGCUUCUCGGCAGCAGCAAUCCUCAACAACUCGGCGGCGUACCCGCACUCGACGCUCGGGCCCACGGGCGACGCGGGCGGCCAAGGCGCGUUCGGGCUCGUGCUCCUUGGGCAUGCCAACGUGCAAAAUUGCAACAGCACCAGCAUCUGCUGCGACAUCCGUGCGAGCACGAAUGCGUGCUACCUCACGUGCGCGGCGCUGCCAAUGGCAACGGCUCGAAGCUCAUCGCUCACGACGAUCCGCAACAGCAGCGCGGUCACCGUGCCACCCGCGGUCUUGCCCCUCCUGCCGUGCGGUCCAGCCUUGCGCCUCACGGGCUCGGCGCCGUAUCUGACUGGCGCCGCGUGGUACCCACGGCCCAUGACGGUGCGCGAAGGCUUCUCGACGACGUUUGAGCUCCGCCUUUCCAACCCGUCGUUCCACUGCAAGUUUAUGGACGACGUAUCGACCCACUGCCGCGCGCGGGGCGGGGAUGGCCUGGCCUUUGUACUUCAAGGUCUCAAUCGUCGGUCGUGGGGCUCGGCGGUGCGGGACUCGGCUACGCGGGCCUCCACAACGCGUUGAGCGUCGAGUUUGACACGUGGU